AUGUCAUCUCCUAUAGCACCUCCAUCUUUCGGUGAGAUUUUUGAUACUGUUCAAGGUACACCCCACAUUCUUUCAUCACCUGUGCAAUCCGCUUUCCCUCACUUCGACCCUUCCUCACCAUUCAACACUAUUCGUAAGACUCCCAAUGACCGAGGUCUAAGAAGGAUGAGAACGGAGGGGUUUCUCAUAUCACCCAUGACAUCCAUACAGGCUCAGUCAAAUAUGAUGCACUCGCUUCAAUCCGGCACUUCUUUCACUAUUCCCGACAGAACUCGAACGCCUACGUUGGGCUUCAGACCUGUAUCAGUCGCUCCUACUCCUGUCAGAAUCGCAAAUUCGGACCCCGUGACAAAUUGGGAUGGAAUGGACUUUACUGGGCUCAACGUAGAUGAAAUGGAUAUGUCUGCUUUCGAAGAUGGGAUGCCAUAUGGCUCACCACUCAAAGCUCCUCGAUCAGACGAAGUGACUACACCAGUCAUGGUAUCUAUGCCUGAUCCUAGCCCUAUACAAUCACCUACUGCUCCACGAAGUGCAAAGAAGACUCGAACCUUAUCAGGUCUUGGUACUCCAGGUGCUCAUCGAUCAGCAAAAAGAAUAAGGCAAGCUACAUAUGACGCCAAUACUAUGCCUGUAUCCCCAUCAGCAUCGCGUCGACGUUUCACUGAACAUCCCACUUCUCUCACGACCAACGUACCUCUUUCGCGUGCGGUUUCAUCUUCCUCGAUUUACCUUGGUGCCCCUCAGCAAUAUCAACAGGAUAGAAACGUAUCUGCUUCAUCGGGAAUGACGGCUUCUACCUCCUACGAGAUCAUGUCACCUAGCUUACAGCCAUUAUCCGAGAUGUACCCACCCGUCCCAGCCUCUACUAGUUUACCAGAACUCAUGCCCUCACGAUCCCAUCUCCCCAGUCCUACGAUACCCGGUGGAUCUCCUAUUUGCACUCCUCAACAGCCUGCGGGCCUAUUCUAUACCUCUCCAGAGCAAGACCAAGGAGCUUUUGGUCAAAACGAAGUCCACGGCGAUAUGACUCUCAUGUCUCAAGUGAACUCAGUCAUGCCUCAAUCCACAUCCAUGAUGUCAGUCGCGUCAUUCCCUGGUAGCCAGGGGUAUCGACAGAACACUUUGACCACCAUUGUAGAAACACCCAUGAUGGCUCAAGAGGGUAUGACGUUCAGCGCCCCAUCUUCGUCACAAUUUCCCCACCAGCCUGCUCUCCCCCCUCAGCCUCAAUUCCAGCACAUGGAAUAUCCUGCUGUUCCUGGCAUGAGUCUCAACUAUCAACCUGGCCUCCCUUCCGCUACUCAAUCAAUGGAUAUUCAAGCGUGGUCAGCGCAAACGUAUUCUUCUCAGCCUCAAAUCUUCAACUUUCAAUCUGGACCUCCUCCCGCUCCUGGACCAAGUAUGCCUCCUCACCCCCAAAGACAUGCUUCAGCGUCAUUCCUCAAUUACCAAAUGCGAUCUAAUGAGAUGCCAAUCUUUCCUAACGCACCUAGGUCUGUAUCUGCGCCAUACAUACACACGAUGAACAGCAUCCCGCCACCGCCACCUCUCCCAAUGUCACAUUCCUUAUCUCAAGGGGGUCUAUUCGGUCCUUUGGCUUCUGCCGGUCCCAGCGAACCUCUGAGUGACGGUCAUCAAGGUUGGAGUCACUCCACUCCAGUCAGUCCUGAGACUCCCAGGAAGAGACAACAAUAUCCUCCUAUCGGCAAACGGUUGAAACCCGGACCUAAACCAAAGCCCAAGACACCUAAGAAGGGUAAAGGUACCACUUCCUCUCCUGAAGAAGGUAUCAAUUCUUCAUUCUUUGCUGGAUCAUCUGACCCUAUGACAGUCAUCGAAGAACAGCCGCCCAUGGCGAAACGAGAUUCUUCGCCUAAAGGAGCCUUGGUCUUUGGACCUGAUCUAUCUUCAGUAUCGGUAAUGCAAAGGUCAACGUCUGAUUCCGGUACUUCAUUAGUUGCCUCUCAUUCUCACACACAGAUGGGACAAGUACCGAACCAACAACCUCAAUUGGUCAUUCAACCUCCUCGAACUUCGUGCUCCGGCCCCUCAGGCGGAUCAGGCGGUGAUGGUUCGAAUGGUCCAGCAGGAUUACCAAGGGCCUUCCUCGAGAAGCUGUAUACGACUUUCCUGACUUUGGAUGGAUCAAUGACCGGACAGCCCGUCAAGAGGUUCAAAUGCCUGAUCGAAGGUUGCGAGAGACAUUUCCCAAGGAAAUCAGCUAUUCACUCUCAUAUUCAAACUCACUUGGAAGAUAAACCAUAUGUCUGUAACACCGAUGAUUGUCAUGCUGCUUUCGUAAGACAACACGACUUGAGAAGGCAUAUGAGAAUUCAUAGUGGUACCAAACCUUUCCCCUGUCCUUGUGGAAAAGGUUUUGCAAGGGGUGACGCAUUGAUGAGACAUCGUCAAAGAGGGAUAUGUAAUGGUUCACUAGUACCUCGACGAGAUGAGAUUUAA
This is a messenger RNA of Kwoniella shivajii, 2460 nucleotides long. RefSeq lists its product as uncharacterized. The coding region runs from base 1 to 2460 and encodes 819 amino acids. Gene Ontology annotation, biological process: regulation of transcription by RNA polymerase II. The record is from RefSeq and is a predicted model, not a curated record. Lineage: Eukaryota; Fungi; Basidiomycota; Tremellomycetes; Tremellales; Cryptococcaceae. Gene Ontology annotation, cellular component: nucleus. The transcript has 2 exons. Gene Ontology annotation, molecular function: RNA polymerase II cis-regulatory region sequence-specific DNA binding; DNA-binding transcription factor activity, RNA polymerase II-specific.